GGUUAGAGGAAAAAUGUGGGAUGCCGCCAAAUUGAUUUAAGUUAAAUUUUUGUUAUUGUAGUUUAAUGUAGUGAACAAAAGACUUUUUUUACCGGAUUAUUUACAAUGAUCGACAUAAUAGAACAGGUUUCUAUUAUUUUAUCAACCUUGGCAUUAUUUGUGUUGGGUAUAUUAGUCAUUGUUAAUGCAUAUCUAAUAAAAAGAAAUGGAUUUCAUGUAAAUGUAAAUUGUUGGUUUUGUAACCAGUGGACUAAAGUUCUUUAUAGCAAUCGUAAUAGUUUUGACUGUCCAUCAUGUAUGCAAUAUAAUGGAUUUACCAAAGAUGGAGGAUAUAAUAAGGAAAUUCCAGACCAGCAUAGAAUUGAAAAUGUUAAUACAAGUUUUUAUGAUUCAAAAACUUCAAAUGGAUUAUGUAACUAUUGCAAUAACAACCAGCAAUUGAAAAUAGUGCAACUAAGAAAAUUUGUACCAAUAAAUGAAAAUAAUUAUGACCAAGAAAUAGAACAUUUCCAGAAGCAAUUGGACAAUGCAUAUAGGCUAUGUAAAAAAUGUGAAAAAGUUUUAGAGAUUACGAUUAAAAAGCAAAAUGUAUGGCUUUUUGGUAACAGAUUAAAACAUUUAAAGAAAAAAGUCGUCUCACUUUUGGAUUUAAAUUCAUCAACAGGGCACAUAACAAAGCAGAAUAAACAAAGUGUGUUACUGAAAUUAGCACAGUUUAUCCUUAAUAUUUUCUCCCUGUUAAUAUUUUGUAAUUCAGCCUUCAUAACAGGCAAACUCAUAUCCAAGAACUAUAAAACACUGCUGCCAGAGGCCUUAUUGCCUUACACAUUACUAUGGACUGAUUUUUACAAGACAGCUACAAACACUGCCAAAGGUUUUAUUCAAAUUGAAGAAAUAAUUCCUGAAAACAUAGUAACUUUUCAAAUAAAAAAUUUGAAAUUAGUCACUUGUAUUGGCUUACUUAUACAACUUAUGAUAUAUAAAUGGGAAAACCAUGAAAGAAUUCAUAAAAUUAAUAAUCUACUUAGUUGGGGUGUCAUGAUUUUAUCAAUAUGGGGAAAUAUGAAUGGAUACUUUCAGAUACAUAAUAAAUACUUCUAUUUACAUGCAAUACAGACUUUUUGUUCAUUCUACCAAAUGUAUUCAUCGUUAACAGCCAAAGACGUAAUUCCGCAUAAAAUGUUUUUCAAAAAAAUUAAAAAUCGUCAAGAGACUGAAUCCGACUUAUUCGAUUUAGAUUUAGAAGACAUGGAGGAAGAAAAAAUCUCAAAUUCGUCGAAGACAUCGAACGCAUCGGCAAACAAAUCCGAUUGCACGUUCUGCAUAUCGCCAAAAUCUGAUAAAGCCGCUGAAUGCGAUCCAAACUCGAGCUUUUAUUCGGCGCGUAGUAAUUUAAAAGUCAAUAACGUUUUUCAAAACGCUGGUUCGUUUAGGGAAGAGGGGGAUUUACACAAGAGCUUGGAAGGUUUAAAUCUAGGAAGCUUGGAUUGCAGGCCAAGCAUACAUCGCGCGUCAUCGCCUUUUUCCGUCACUUCCAUGCAGUCAAACAGGUCAAUUCUUUCACCAUCCAAAUUAAGCAACUCAUGGGUGGCUGGCGGGUUUUGGAGAGAGUCUGAUGGAAGUGUUGUUCAGAUGCCUCAGUAUAAUUGUGCGUUGAGUAGGUGUUCCAGUCAGAGUUCGGGAUUUUGUUCCAUUAACAGUGAUAACCCCUUUAAUAAUUAUCCAAAAACUGCAAAUAAUUCCCUUUGUGAUUUUGACAAAACUUCAGUGUUCUCUGAGCCUGCAUACCAUUUUGUACCAAUAAAUCCUGGUAAUAUUUACAACAACCCUGCAACUUUAAAUAAUAGUUUUAACUCAAAUAUGUUUUCUAAAUCUCCACAAACAUUCUCGCAAAAAUCGCCUAGUUUGGAUGGAAGAUUUUCAAGCUCCCCUGAAAGUCAGUUGUAUUACAGGAAUGCUAAUACUUUCUAUCCUGUUUUAAAUCAGAAUAAUAUGUUAUAUCUUUCUGCCAACAAUUAUUUGUCCCCAUUACAAUCAGAGAAAACAUUCAGUUGCAAUAGUUCAAGGACUAAAAAAAUUCCAAGUAGUUUGUUUAAAAAUGUAACAGAUAAUUUUAGUAAUAACCCACAAUUACCCAAACCUACAUUUUAGUGUGUUUACAGAUUUAAAUAAUAAAAUUAUUAUCAUUAGUAUUGGUGUAAGGCUUGGAACUUAUAACACUGGACGCGUAAUGUGCGUCAAAAUCAUCUCGUUUGUUUGGCUGCAAUAUGUACCUAUCGUAGAGUGGCGUAGCAGUUUCAAGGAAAAUUUAGAAUAUAUGUUAACUGAAUACUUAAAUAUUAUAAUUGUUAUAUAUUGACAAAAUUUAAAUUUAUUCUUACAAAAUUGUAUGUGGUAUUGCAUAAUCCAAUAUUUAAUUAUCAAUUAGUAAAAUAAAAAGCAUGUCGUCGAAACUGCAACGACUGAAAGGUAAAUGUACGUCAUUUUAAGUUGUGUACGACUCAAAACAUUACAAAACACCUGUUAACACACCUCUUAAAACAACUGUUAACACACAUCUUAAAGCCACAAAUUAUGUUUGUUUACAUGUCCAGUGUUAUGGUCCAUGGUUAAGGCAAAAAAACAAUAUUUAUCUAGUCUUAAUCAGGGAUAAAAAAUUAAAAAUUUCACAUACUUUUGCACUUUUUUUCAAAUAGCAAAAAUAAAUGAAACUUUUAUUUUUCAUCCAUUGUUCUUAAAAACAUUAUUCUUAAACUAUUAUUGUUUAGUUAUUAAUCAAUUUAAUUUGUUAUCUUUUUACUGGAUUAAUUUUUAUUUAAACCAAUGGGAAUAAUUUUGACUGAUCUAUAAUAAUAUUAAGCUACAAUUUAUUUCUGUUAUGUCCUAAAACGCUAUUGCGUAAUAUCCAGGGUCUCAGAUUUGAAUCGGAGACAUUAUAUAGUCAAUAGAACUCGCAAAAAUAAGAGAAAAAAAUUUAUAUGAACUUGUAUGCUUUAAACCUGUUUUCAAGAGGCAGGGUGUUAAAGUUAAUAAAAAUAGUAUGGUCAUGCUACUGCAUUUUAUAUUAUAAUUAGAUUAAGCAAUUAAAAAUGCAAUUUUUUGUUUCAUGCAUUUUGUCUAUAUUGGGUAAUUAUGAAGAAAAAAAAUUAAAUUCGUUUAUCCGCCCAUGACCGUAAUUUUUUUAGAAGCAAAAUAAAACGAAUUUUAUUUUUUCUUGUAAAUAAACUGGAUAGAUAAAAAAUUCAGGAGACAAAAAAGUAAUAACCUAAUCUAAAAAUAAUAUUACUUAAAUUAAAUACUAUAUGUAUAUAUAUAUUACUAAAUACUAUAAAUUACUUAAAAAAGUUGUAGUGUACAAAAAAUAAUAAACUUUUCUUGUUAUUUUUGCGAAUUCUAUUGACUUUUAAAU
Brassicogethes aeneus is the source of this 3409-nucleotide messenger RNA. The record is from the annotation of a GenBank genome assembly. Lineage: Eukaryota; Metazoa; Arthropoda; Insecta; Coleoptera; Nitidulidae.